Messenger RNA from Dichomitus squalens LYAD-421 SS1, 1311 nucleotides. RefSeq names its product PCI-domain-containing protein. Gene Ontology annotation, cellular component: eukaryotic translation initiation factor 3 complex; cytoplasm. The coding region runs from base 1 to 1311 and encodes 436 amino acids. The transcript has 7 exons. The record is from RefSeq and is a predicted model, not a curated record. Lineage: Eukaryota; Fungi; Basidiomycota; Agaricomycetes; Polyporales; Polyporaceae. Gene Ontology annotation, biological process: cytoplasmic translational initiation. Gene Ontology annotation, molecular function: translation initiation factor activity.
AUGGCCGCAACGGACUCGAUAUCCAUCUUCGCAGAGGGUACAUUUGAGGAACAGAUCCUCGAACUCGUAAACUAUUUGGCGCGUGCACUACCCGAGGAAGGACGGCCCGCAUACAUCCAGCCGUUCCAGGAGUCCUUGGCCACCCCGGAGGGGCAGAAACCACUUGAUGAGGAUGAAGAGAGGAGAAGGCAGAUCUUUGGCACGGUGCUCCCAGAAGUGAAAGGGCUUGGAGAUGGUUCGGAGAAGGAGAUUGAGGGAUUCUUCAACCUCCUCUUCUCCCACUUUCUCGUCUUAUACUCUCUCGAUGAACCCAGCACACAUUCGCAGCUCGCGACUCUAUUGAACACCAUCUCUGCGUCCCCCGACCACACACCCGUAAAAUACCGGAUACUCUCAAACCUGUUCAAUGCUCUUCCGCGGCGGUCUGGUCUCCGGUUACCCAUAUACCAAACCCUACUCGAGCUCGCGAGCGUGAACGACGACAUUGAUGUACUCGGUCUCUCUCAAACUGAAGUUGACAAAUGGCUUUCGGAAUGGGAAGUCACGCCAGAAGAGAAGAGCAGCUUCAUCAAGCUGAUUGUAGACGCAUACAAGAGGUCUGAGCAGCCUGUUGCAUCUUACCAGUACCAACUCUCCUACGUUCGUUCACUACCUCCGUCGUCACCCGAAGCUCAGAGUGCCGCCAUCGAUGCCAUCGCCUCCGCCCUCCGCCUCCCUAACAACUUUGAUUUCGACCCCCUCUUCCGCCUUGACGCCGUUGUUGCCGCGAAGGACCAUGAGCUUUUCGCGCUCCUUCAAAUCUUCUUGAACGAUGGCCUAGCGCAGUAUCAGCAGUGGGCGAGCAGCCAUCCCGAUGCGCUAUCCAAGUAUGAACUUGAUAGCUCACAACUAGAGCGCAAGAUUCGUCUUCUCACGCUCGCUUCCCUCGGCUUCCAAAACGUCGGUCGCGACAUCCCCUACUCUGUCAUCGCGUCGGCGCUCCAGGUCGAGCCCUCGCAGGUGGAAUCCUGGGUGAUCGAUGUCAUUCGCGCUGGCCUUGUCUCUGGCAAGCUCUCGCAGACGGCCCAGACGCUACACGUAAAUCGCGCCGCCGCCCGCACAUUCGAGCGUGAACAAUGGGAGCUCUUGGAGAAGCGGCUGCAGGCGUGGAAAACGGGCCUGGCCAGCGUCCUGGAGACGGUCUCUGCGAGCCGCAAGAAAGUCGGCCCGAGUGCUGCCGCUGCUACGCCACCCGAGGCCGUCGCGAACGGCGCUGCUGCCCCCACUGGCAUCGAGACGCCUGCUGCAGCGGCGCAGGCCGCUGUUGCAUGA